GGGAGAAGGGACCAUGUGGAUCACAGGUACCUGGAGCUGGAAAGCAGCGGCCAUCGGAAUGAAGUCAGAUUGCACUACCGCACAGGCAGUCGCCCUCACACGGAGGUGUUCCCUUACGUUCUGCCUGAUGACAAGUGGCACAAGCUCUCUUUAGCCAUCAGUGCCUCCCAUUUGAUUUUGCACAUUGACUACAAUAAAAUAUAUGAAAGAGUGGUGGGAAAGCCUUCCAUGGACUUUCCUCUGGGCACAACAUUCUGGCUAGGACAGAGGAAUAAUGCACAUGGCUAUUUUAAGGGUAUAAUGCAGGAUGUGCAAUUACUUGCCAUACCCCAAGGAUUUAUUGUCCAGUGCCCAGAUCUUAAUCGCACCUGCCCAACUUGCAAUGACUUUCAUGGACUUGUGCAGAAAAUCAUGGAGCUACAGGAUAUUUUAGCCAAAACAUCAGCCAAGCUGUCUCGAGCUGAACAGCAAAUGAACAGAUUGGAUCAGUGCUAUUGUGAACGGACUUGCACCAUGAAGGGGACCACCUACCGAGAAUUUGAGUCCUGGACAGAUGACUGUAAGAACUGCACAUGCCUGAAUGGAACCAUCCAGUGUGAGACUCUGAGCUGCCCCACUCCUGACUGUCCACGAAAGAUGGCGCCUGCAUAUGUGGAUGGCAAGUGCUGUAAGGAAUGCAAAUCUAUAUGCCAGUUUCAAGGACGAACCUACUUUGAAGGAGAAAGGAAUACAGUCUAUUCCUCUUCUGGUGUAUGUGUUCUAUAUGAAUGUAAGGACCAGACCAUGAAGCUGAUUGAGAGUUCAGGCUGCCCAGCUUUGGAUUGUCCAGAGUCUCAGCAGAUCACCUUGUCACAUAGUUGUUGCAAAGUUUGUAAAGGUUAUGACUUUUGUUCUGAAAGGCACAACUGCAUGGAGAAUUCUGUCUGCAGAAAUCUCAAUGACAGGGCUGUCUGUAGCUGCCGGGAUGGGUUCAGAGCUCUUCAUGAGGACAAUGCCUAUUGUGAAGACAUUGAUGAGUGUGCUGAAGGACGCCAUUACUGUCGCAAGAACACCAUGUGUGUCAACACCCCGGGCUCUUUCAUGUGUAUUUGCAAGACUGGUUACAUCAGAACUGACGAUUAUUCAUGUACAGAGCACGAUGAAAGUGUCACAAAUCAGUACAACUUAUGCUUCAACACUGUCAGAGGACACAACUGUGUUUGCAAGCCUGGCUACACAGGGAAUAGAACCACGUGCAAAGCAUUUUGCGGAGAUGGCUGUAGGAAUGGAGGAGCUUGUAUUGCUGCUAAUGUGUGUGCCUGCCCACAAGGCUUCACUGGCCCCUGCUGUGAAACAGGAGAAAGAUGGAGGAGCACAUCGCGUGGUGAUUAGGUGUU
Erinaceus europaeus (western European hedgehog) is the source of this 1376-nucleotide messenger RNA. RefSeq names its product protein kinase C-binding protein NELL2-like. Gene Ontology annotation, molecular function: protein binding; calcium ion binding. Lineage: Eukaryota; Metazoa; Chordata; Mammalia; Eulipotyphla; Erinaceidae. The record is from RefSeq and is a predicted model, not a curated record.